Peronospora matthiolae is the source of this 2706-nucleotide messenger RNA. Lineage: Eukaryota; Oomycota; Peronosporomycetes; Peronosporales; Peronosporaceae. The record is from the annotation of a GenBank genome assembly.
AUGAUGCUCGCUCAACUGGCGACAGCAACAUCGGAUACAACUACAUCCGCCGACGACAGCCGAGUGAUCCUCCUACUGGAUUUCCGCAAGGCUUAUGACACGGUCGAUCGCGAAUUCCUGUAUGAGGCUCUUCGCCAAUUUGGUUUGGCGGAAAGGUAUGUUCAGCUUAUUACUCGACUACAUACUGGUACUACGGCCGCGUUCCUUGUAAAUGGGGAACAGUCUCGUCCCAUCUCCGUCGUUUCCGGUAUCCGGCAAGGCUGUCCACUCGCCCCUUUGCUUUUUCUCGUCGUGGUGGAGAUAUUGGGCGUUGCGGUACAGCAAUCACCAGAUUUGUCUGGGCUUCCUGUCCCUGGACGACAUCCGGCAACGCACGUUUUCUCGGCGUUUGUGGAUGACUCGACGAUCUUUCUCGAGAAGGCCAGUCAGCUGGAGCCAGCGAUAGCUCUUCUCUCUCAAUUUGGGACCCUAUCAGGGCUAGUUGCCCAACCCUUCAAGAGUCAGAUCAUUUGUCUUAAUCGGGCUGUGCACGUAGCCGACAUGCGGGGCAUUCCGGUCCUUCAACAGGCGGACACGGUGCGAUACCUGGGCUAUCAAGUCGGAUUGAGACCUUUACACAAUUGCAACUGGGCGCUUCGCAUCCGGAAGCUUCAACGGAGGCUAAUGACAGCUUCUAGGGUGGCGACCAGUGUGGCGAAUCGGGUGUUGAUCCUCAACUCCAUCAUUCUCCCGUCUGUUCUGUUCACGGCGGCGGUGUUCGAUAUGCCUGAGUGGGCACGACUUGCUGUCCACAACCUGUACAAACAAUUUUUAUGGGCUCAUGCGACUUCAACGGAAGCCAGCCGACACAAGAUUAACCCGGGACUACUUUUCACCCCCAAAAAGGCAGGGGGGGUUGGGUUGGCCUCUUUGGAAGUGGCUAUUAAAACGCAGCGUACCAAGCACGCUUUACAGUGGCUCACACAAGCUCAGGACAAGUAUUUUGGAGCCUGGAGUGCGUGGGCUUAUCAAGGCCGGCCGACAAAAUCGAGCCUGGUUCUCCAUUGCAGGACGCAGGCAGCUGGGGCUGCAUCGUGUGUCGGGGCACCGUCCCCAAAUUCAUGGGUACCGGACGUUGACAAGCUUCUACACCCUACGGUAGAGCAAGCCACCAUACUCAGCGAGCGGGUACGAACGUACUACCACCCCGUCCUCCACGGCGCCAGUAGCUGGUGGGAGGAGGAGGAAUGGGUUCUGUCGUAUCAUCACCCUUUCCCGGCUGGGUUACCUGCGCUCGAUCCUCAACAGUGUGCGCUACAUCGCUUUUGGGGGACACUAGACUGGAGUAAUAACCCGUGGAUCCAGGACGGCAAUGGCCUUCCGUUAAAAUCCGCUACCUACGACCGGAUCGCGAUCUGCCCCAUCUCGGACCUGCACAUUCGGCGAACAGGGCCAACUGAAUUUAUUUUUCGCAUUAAGCCGGUUGAACCCCGAUCUAUUCACCACUCGCAGCCUAAACUCCGUCGGUGGGCGACGGCAAUCUUGCUGGCAUCCCCUACAUUUCCCAUUGGGGGCGAAUUAGCGCUCGAACCUGAGCUGGUUCUUCGCCAUGCACCACCUUUUCGACAUGAAUGGACCUGGGCCUCGGUGCAACAAGGUCGAGUGGUCGGGAGGCGAGAGGGGUACUUGGAAGUCGCUGACCAGCCUGUUGAACUGCAGCAGAGUGCGGAUGGAAUUCGCUGGUUUUUCACCUCUCACCUACCAGAGUUAGCUACUACUUCGGACGAGGACAGAUCCAUUUGGGACCUACGCCUGCGUCGUCACGGCGUCGUGUUUUACUCCCAUCCCGGGCAUCAUGGCUUUCCUUGGGCCGUCGCCGAGUCGGUCGCGAAUUUAGCUAUACGAAAAGCUAUUUCACGCCUGGCGUUCACGUUUCACAAAAGACUUCUUGCAGUCGCAUUGCGACCGCUGGUGCGGCGUCUGGACGCCGUCUGUGACUUCGAUCAGUGGCAGCGGGCUGCCGCAAACCAAGACCCGGCACACGUUUGGAAGCAUGCCAAAGGCCUUUCCGACCAUCAGGUCUGGACGUGUUACCGUAUAGCCACCAAGCAACUCAACUUGUACCAUGCCGGCCGUCCGGCGGACAAUAGUUGCCGGGCGUUAUCGGCGUGUCACGGUUGCAAAGAAACGCCGGCUCACAUCUUUUGGGACUGCCCCAAGGCGCGCGCGUGCUGGGGUCAACUCAUUACCCAUUGGACAGGUGAACGGGCUGGGAGGCCGUGGGGAGAGCGUAGGUUCGUCGGGAGUGUGAAUCGUCACGCGCCGGAGAAACCGUCCAAGCAGCGUCUUCGGAUUUACCAUAUGCUCCCGGAGGACUUAGAGGCUGGUGUCGCGGUUUGGAUGCGUCUCUGGUUUAUUCUGAGCAGCAUUUGUCUGACCCACUUAUGGAAUGAGCGGAACGACGCGGUUUUUCGAGGAGUGCAGUCGACGCCUCUCCACAGCGCCGCGCGUUUUUGGGCGCUGGGAAUUCGACAUCUUACCGCAUUAGCGAAACGCAAACAUCGCGGUCCCUCCACAGCUGUCGCCGGGGCUAUCAUGCAUACCUGUAUCGACCUCUUUAUUCUCGAACCUCAGGAUGGGCCGAUACCUUUAGGUGACAGCCACGACAAGCUACCAGUUCCGGAGCUAUUGUCCUGGCUUAGAAGUUUUCAGACAUCUUUAGCAUAA